Clarias gariepinus (North African catfish) is the source of this 3358-nucleotide messenger RNA. RefSeq names its product sodium- and chloride-dependent creatine transporter 1-like. The record is from RefSeq and is a predicted model, not a curated record. Gene Ontology annotation, cellular component: membrane. Bases 191 to 2158 code for a protein of 655 amino acids. Gene Ontology annotation, biological process: sodium ion transmembrane transport. The transcript is spliced from 14 exons. NCBI's taxonomy places the organism in Eukaryota, Metazoa, Chordata, Actinopteri, Siluriformes, Clariidae.
UUAUCUUUUCAGAAAAAGAGGAUCGCAGAAGUUACGAUAAUGUUGGCAACUCUAUCCACGUAAAUUGGUCAAUAUAAUUUUAUUUCAUCACACUGACCGGUUGGUGAGGGCACGAGAGAUAUAUACCAAAGUGAUUUUUUUAGACUCACCUUCAAGUGUUUUGUGGAUUGUUUUUAAUGGUGCGCUUUUAAUGUGGUGUAGUAUUUACAUUUACAUUCAAAGGAAGGAUUCAGGAGAUUUCACACCCCUGAGAAUGGACCAGAGAAUACUCAGCACAGACUGCUUGGCUACGGACUGCAUAGUGGCUGAGAAGAAAUGCAAUUUUAAUCCCAAUGGGAACCACCAGGCCAACAACGGUGAUCUGAUGAGCACAAACGGAGAGGGGAAGACAGAGAGAGAGACAUGGACCAGGCAUAUGGACUUCAUCAUGUCCUGUGUGGGCUUUGCGGUUGGUCUGGGGAAUGUGUGGCGUUUCCCUUACCUCUGCUACAAAAAUGGUGGAGGAGUCUUUUUCAUUCCAUACAUUUUGUUUAUAUUCCUCGGUGGAAUUCCUGUCUUCUUCCUGGAAAUUGCUCUGGGCCAGUUCAUGAAGGCUGGAAGCAUCACUGUGUGGAACAUUGCUCCACUCUUCAAAGGACUCGGAUAUGCUUCCAUGGUUAUAGUGUUCUUCUGCAACACAUACUACAUCAUGGUCCUGGCUUGGGGUUUAUAUUACCUCAUCAAAUCCUUAACAGCCACACUGCCCUGGUCCACCUGCACAAACUACUGGAACACAGAGAACUGCAUCGAGACCUUCCGCCAUGACGCCUGCAAGAACAGCACCCUCAGCACCAACUAUACCUUCAUGAACAAGACCUGUGAGGAGUUAGAGAACGCCACAUCUCCUAUCAUUGAGUUCUGGGAGAAUAAGGUGCUACAGCUUACUGAUGGCCUGGACAGUCCAGGACAGAUCAACUGGGAGGUGACUUUGUGUCUGAUGGCAGUCUGGAUAAUGGUUUACUUCUGCAUAUGGAAGGGAGUAAAGUUAACAGGAAAGAUUGUGUAUGUCACUGCCAUAUUCCCCUACAUUAUCCUGUUCAUUCUCAUGGUGAGAGGUGUGACCCUUCCUGGGGCUUAUGAUGGUAUCAUAUACUAUCUCAAGCCUGAAUGGUCAAAGAUUCAAGAUGCACAGGUCUGGAUUGAUGCCGGCACUCAAGUGUUCUUUUCUUAUGCCAUCGGACUUGGAGCCCUGACUGCUCUUGGCAGUUAUAACCAAUUUAACAGCAACUGCUACAGGGAUUCAUUUGUAUUGGCCCUAAUAAACAGCGGCACCAGUUUCAUCGCCGGCUUUGUGGUUUUCUCCACUCUGGGCUUCAUGGCUGCUGAGCAGGGUGUGGACAUCUCAAAAGUGGCAGAGUCAGGGCCGGGCCUGGCGUUCAUCGCGUACCCCAAAGCCGUGUCGAUGAUGCCUGUGUCACCACUCUGGGCCACACUCUUCUUCUUAAUGCUGCUGAUGCUGGGGCUAGACAGUCAGUUUGUCGGAGUGGAAGGCUUUGUAACUGGCAUGCUGGAUCUGCUCCCUUCAAAGUUUAACAAGCGAGAAAUCGCUGUGGCGAUCUGCUGCACAGUAAAUUUUCUAAUAGGACUCUCCAUGGUUACACAGGGAGGGAUGUACGUCUUCCAGCUUUUUGACUAUUAUUCAGCCAGUGGAGUGACCCUGUUGUGGCAGGCUUUCUGGGAAUGUGUGGUUGUCGCCUGGGUUUAUGGUGCUGAUAAGUUUAUGGAUGACAUUGCCCGCAUGAUCGGGUAUCGGCCUUUCCCUUGGAUGAAGUGGUGCUUGUCAUUUCUUACUCCAUGUGUUUGCAUGGGAAUAUUCGUGUUCCACCUGGUGAACUAUAAGCCUCUUUCCUACAAAAAUGUGUAUGUGUACCCUUGGUGGGGAGAGAUGAUCGGAUGGUUGCUGGCUCUCUCCUCUAUGCUCUGCAUCCCCAUUAGUGUCAUCUACAAGCUCAUCAUGGCCAAAGGAUCCUUCAAAGAGCGCUGGGAAAAUCUGACCAAAUCUAUAUGGGCGCGGCAUCAUUUGGAGUGCAUGGCACCCAACACUAACAUCAGAAACCCAUCACCACAGUCCUCAGACACCUCAGACAGCAUGGACAACGUCAAUGACACCGCCCUGUAAAAGUCGGAGAAUGAAAUGGAUACGCCAAAGCCAAAAACAUGCUUGUUAGGGAAAGUUAGAAUUAUGUUCAGAAUUGCUAAAGUUUUUGGUCAGGUUACUGUGUCACAAGGUUCACUGUUUUUACCAUAGUUGAUUUUUAAUGAAUAGCUCUUUCAUCAUUGUGCUUUUUGACUGUGCGCUGUAACAACAAACUAACUCCAUGGUAACACACUCAGCUCCACUCAGUCUUCUUUUCCUUCUGGCUCGAUGGGUGUGUUAGUGAAGAAAAUAGAAAAUAGUUGAUUUUAUGAGAAUAAUCGAGUCACAGUCAGUUCCAUAAGUAUUGGGACAGUGACACAACUAAAGUCUAAAAGUGUAGACUUAAAGCUUUCAUUCAGUGGGGUUUAAAUAAUGAGUUCCUUUUUUCUUUUUUUACAGACUCGAAGGUAAUACUAUGGGGCUCCUUUUCUUCAGCUCGGGCUGGGCAUGUAGUUAAUAUAAAGGGCAUCAAAUCCCAGUCUGUAAGAAUAAAGAAGAGGGAUACAGAUUAACAAAAUAUCACUUUCAAGCAGAGAAAGCACAAAUCCAAAUCAACAUAGGAACAAAUAAAAAAAAAUUAAAAAAUGAAAAGAAAUGAAGGUUUUGGUAGUCUGAGUCGGAGACCAGAUGUAACUUCUAUGACAUGUUUCUGCUGGUAUAUUUGAUUAAAGAUCCGACAUGGUUUAUAUGGUUGCAUUUCUGAUUUUAAAAGGGGUAUGUAAACUUUUUUGUCCUUCCAUUCUUGUUCCUAUGUUUCUCAGUAUGAUAAAUAGAUUAAGGAGGUAUUAACUGGAACAAAAAUAUCAGAAUCUGGGCUAAUAUAUACUGAAAAGCAUUUUUAUAUUAAAACACAAAAUCCCAUCCAGGCCAAUCCUAUCCAUAGCUAUUGGCUAUGUUCCCGCACACUGAUCUGGGCCAGGUUCCUUUCCAGCAUUCCACAGCAAUGAGUAAGUCAGAUGAAGUGGUUAGGUACAGUAUGGGCCUUAACGUAUUUGUAAUUAAAGACUGUGAAAUCAAUCAUAGAGUGGAAUAAAACUUGAAGUCCGGGAUAAAUGAUCAUACAGGCAAUGUCAUCCAUAAACUUAUUAGCACCUGCAAACACAGAAGGUGCACAAUUUAUUACACAGGCUUCAGAUGAAUAUAGACAUUCCUUUAGUAAACAAAUUGUCCCAAUCAGUGCAU